Messenger RNA from Dictyostelium purpureum, 2573 nucleotides. RefSeq lists its product as uncharacterized. Gene Ontology annotation, molecular function: protein kinase activity; ATP binding. The record is from RefSeq and is a predicted model, not a curated record. The coding region runs from base 245 to 2461 and encodes 738 amino acids. Gene Ontology annotation, biological process: protein phosphorylation. The transcript has 3 exons. NCBI's taxonomy places the organism in Eukaryota, Evosea, Eumycetozoa, Dictyosteliales, Dictyosteliaceae.
UAGAUUUUCUCUUUAUUUUGAAAAAAAAAAAAAAAAAAAAAAAAAAUUUUUAAAAAGUUUUAAAAAAUAGUUUUAUCACAAAACAAAAAAAAAUAAUAGUAAUAUAACAAUAAUUUGUCUCAAUUUUUCAAAUUUUCAAAUCCUCGAAAUAAACAAAAGCAAAAUUGAUCAACAAAAAAACAUCACUACAUUGCAAUAACAAAAAACAAGAUAUUGUUAAUUGUUUGGAUGAAUAGUUAAUAUAAUGGAUUCAAAUACAAGUAAUAUAUGCUUUGAUCCAGAAACUGAUGGACUACCAGAUGGAUCAAAUGCAUUCAGGAUUAAUAUAGAAGAUUUAGAAUUUGGUCCAGAAAUUGGAAAAGGUGCAUAUGGUAAAAUUUUUAAAGGAGAAUAUUUUGGCACACCAGUUGGUAUUAAAGAAAUUUCAUUAUCACCAAAUGAUGUUAAAUAUAAAGAUUUAAUUAAAUUUAUACAAAGAGAGGUAGCAAUGUUAAGAUUUAGCCACCCAAAUUUAGUGCAGUUUAUUGGAGUUUCAGAAAAAGGAUCAAAUUUAUAUAUUGUAACAGAAUUUGUAUCAGGAGGAGAUUUAGCAUAUUAUUUAUUUAGAAACAAGAAUGAUGACACACCAGAGCAAUUUAUGCACAGAAAAGUGAACAUUGGAAGUAGCUCAACACCAGAUUUAGAUACAACAAGCGAAAAACUAGUACCAUUAACAUGGCCAUUAAGAAUAAAGAUAGCUUAUGAUGUAGCAUGUGCAAUGGCGUACCUUCACUCACGUCAUGUUAUUCACAGAGAUUUAAAAUCGACCAACUUAUUGGUUGGUGACAGCUGGAAAAUUAAAGUGUGCGAUUUUGGAUUUGCAAGAACAGCAUAUGCAGGUCGUGCUAAACGUACAAUGACAAUUUGUGGAACUACUAAUUGUAUGGCACCAGAAGUUAUAUUGGGACAAGACUACAAUGAAGCAUGCGAUGUUUUCUCAUAUGGUAUCGUUUUAUCAGAAAUUAUUACACGUUUAGAAACAACCAAUAAUCUACGUCCCUCCUCUUUAAAAUACGGUUUGGAUGUCGAUAUUUUAUUACCGUUAGUUCCAAAAGAUUGUCCACCUCCAUUUUUAAAAUUGGUUUUCGAUUGCACCGAAUACGAUCCUGACCAAAGACCAACCUUUAAAGAAAUUACCGAACGUUUAAAAAGUUUAACCAAACGUUUAUCAAUUCCAAAUGUUUUACCACCUCUUAGAAUACUAGCUCAAUCGCCAAUUACAUCACCAUUACAAUCACCAUGUUCAAAACUACUUUAUAAUAAUGUUUUUAAAUCGAUUUCAUUAAAUAAUGGUAGCACAAGUAGUAACAAUAGUAGUAGUAGUAGCGGUAGUUUUCAUCAAAAUAACAAUAAUAAUAAUAUAGAAAUACAGGUAAAUUGUAAUAGUUUUAAUAAUAAUAAUAAUGAUAUACAGAAUAAUGAUAAUAUUGAAUUAAAUGAAAUUUUAAUCAAUAUACCGAAUAGCCCAAAUAGUAAUUUAAAUUUAAAUAUAAAUGGUGGUAGAGAAGAAAUAAUGUCACCAAUUUCAAUGGGUGACGAAAGUGAUUUAGAUUCAGAUGAUGAUUUAUUAACAGAAGAUGACUCAUAUUCAUCAGCAUCAUCAUCAAGAUGCAGUUCGAGAAAUGGCGGUAAAUCUUUUACCAAUGGAAGCGGCGGCUCUGCUAAAAAGCAUGGAAUGGGUUAUAUUAUUAGACAUCAUUAUGGAGAUGUAGGUUUAGAAUUAUCAGGUGGAAGCAGUCAUGGUGGAAGCGGUAUCAGUUUAAAUGUUGAAGGUGUAUCUUCAUCAUCACCAAUCACAAUUCAAUCAACAUCACCAAAUUUAUUGGUUGGAAUAGGUUUAUCAACAACUCCAUCAUCAUCGAAAUCACCACCAUCAUCAUCACUUUCACCACCAUCAUCUGUAAAAUCUUCAAACUAUAGCAAAUCCAUUUCCCCAAUCAAUGGUAUUGGUGGCAGUAGUGGAAGCAAUAGUAGACAUAGCUCACCAAAAUCAAAUCGUUUCUCAAAUGGUUCAUUAAAAGAAAAAUUUCAACAAUAUCAACAACAACAAUUUAAUUUAAAAUCUAUUGGUGCAAAUUGUAAUGAUGAAAAUGAUAAAGAAUUGGAAGAACUAUCAAAAUCAAUUGAUGACUCUUUAAGAUUACAAUUUUCUCCAUUAAACAUUUCACCAAGUGGCAAACAUUAUUUUAAACAAAUACAACAUAAUAACAAUAAUCAUUUAAUUUCUCCAACUAUAAUCUCAACAUCAGCAUCCUCCUCAUCAACCUCAACACCUUCAUUGGUAAGUCAGUUGUUAAGAGUAGAUAAUUCAACCUCAACAUCAGCCACAUCAUCUCCUGCUACUAAACCACUUUCUUCGAUUGCUUCAAAUUCCUCGGUUUUCACUCCAUUAAGUGGUUUAACUAGAACUGUACAAAGUUAAAAAAAAAAAAAAACUACCAGUAAUAUAAUAAACAAUAAUAAUAAAAACAUAAGAAUAAACAGCUAAUAACAAUAAAAAAAUAAACUUAUUAUUAUUUUUUUUUAUAGAAAAU